GACGACUUCCUGCGUUCUCCGGAAAUGGAAUGAGAAACAUGGCGUCGCACAGGGACGACAGAACGAAAAAUCCUACAACAAACGCUGCUGUAAAUAUUCCUAAAAUCGACCUUCUUCUUCACCCGGAGCUCCUUUCUCAAGAAUUCAUUCAGCUCGUUUUACAUGAGAGGGGUAUACCGGUCGAUGGUGAUGUGGACCGUGACCGGCUCACAGAUAUGUACCUGCGGCAUGUCAUUCCACUCCCGCAGAGAGAUCUUCCCAACACACGCUGGGGGAAGAGAAUGGAGAGGACUAGAGCACGACAGUGCUCCUCCAGUGCACACAGUUCAAGCUCAGAUAGUGGCAGGAAGAGGCCAUUGAUCGUUUUUGAUGGCAGCUCUACCUACACUGGCAGUGUUAAGCUGAAGAAACCUGAUACAUCGCCAGCACCUGUUACCACAGAUCGCCUGAAGCCCCCAGUGUCUAGUGUCAGUCUGUCAAACCCCAUUCGCAAGCUCUCUGGAUCCUCUUCAAAUGGUUCUUCCUCCUCAUCCUCAAAUUCCCACAAUAAGACCCCAGUAUCCACACCAGGAGCCAGCCCCAAGAGCCCUUCAGGCACCUGCAAUAAUUCUAACACUGCCAAUUCCCUGGUACAUUCUAACAAUGCGACACCCAAGCUAAAGCGCACAGCACCCAGUGAUGGAGAACCUCACACUGCUAAGGACAUUAAGUCACCGGAUAUGAAGAAAAGGAUUCAGCAUGUCACUUGGCCAUAAUCUCAGAUCACAACUGAUCAACUAUGAUGGACCGUUAAUUCCACUGUUUGCUGGGCCAUAAUGAGACACCUGAACUCUAAAGAUUGCUUUUCCCCAGUACUUCAGACAAUUUAAUAUGAAAUCAAUAUAAUUUUACUCCAGGAGACUCAUCAGCAUUAGACUUCUAGUGUUGAAGGAACUGAGAUAUUCCUGGCAGUUGUAUGUUGGACUGCUCAAUUAAUCAACAAGUAUCAACUGUGUACCCCCUUCUUCCCCUUUUUGGCAAUAUGGUUUUUGAACUAUCUUCCUUGUGGUGAUUAAACUUUCCAAGUGUGUUGGCAAAUCAAACAAGCCAAGAGAAAUUGGAUUGCAAAUAGGAAUCCUCUUGGCCUGUGUUGGUCUGUGUCCUAACCAGGUGCAAUCUGACCAUUUUCCAGUAACAAUUUGUCUGUCCACACUAAAGGUAAAACUACAAUGUGACGUGACACAGUUGCAGCCAGUUAGAAUAUAUGUGAUGUUUAAAGUAAAAUUAUGAGGAACAGGAUUUUUAGACCAAUAAGAUCACAGUGGGUGGAGCUAUCAACAGAAUGCCACAGAAAGCUAAUUUCUUGUCACUGUUGCAGCUGGUUAGGACAAACAAUUUGCUUAAAUUAUGGCUUUUAUCAAACGUUGCUUUACCAUCUCACACCUGGUUAGUGCAUGAUGUAAGAGGUGGUUGCUGUGUUUUUACUGGCAUAGGAAGAUUUAGAGAUACUGAAUGAUAUAACUGAUUUAUCAAACUGUUUUCGAAAGCACAUUUUGUAUUUAUGCCCCCACAAGUCCGAAAUGCAGUUCUGAAGUAGAUUUGUUGUGCAUCAUUCUUUUGAAGAAUUAACUGCAAAAGGAAAAUUAAAGAAACCAGGAACUUCCAUGGUGAGCACUUUUUCUGUCCUAUGUUGAGUUGCAGUUGAGAUGGGACAUAUUAAAGGGCUUGUCCCUUAAUGAAAGUAAUGAAACAUUAUUGACAUAAAAGUCCAAGUUCAUGCAAAUGUUUUUUUCUCAGCAUUGUGAAUUAUGGAGGGUUUUACUGAAACAUAAUUUUUGUUUUUAUUGCAAGAAAAAAAAAUAGCUGAGAGCAUUGAUAAGUGUUGUUCCAGUGUUAAGGAUGUCAAGAAUGAGGGCCAAAAGUGUUGUCAAGUUGAUACUGGACCAGUCAAAAUAGUUUAAGAAUUUUCCCUUUAUCACCUCUAUUUUGCAUUUAAACACUCCACUCCAUUAAAGUUAUC
This is a messenger RNA of Xyrauchen texanus (razorback sucker), 1999 nucleotides long. It is a transcript of the gene tslig2, whose product is annotated as chromosome 18 C2orf49 homolog. Lineage: Eukaryota; Metazoa; Chordata; Actinopteri; Cypriniformes; Catostomidae. Gene Ontology annotation, cellular component: tRNA-splicing ligase complex. Gene Ontology annotation, biological process: embryonic morphogenesis. The transcript is spliced from 4 exons. The coding region runs from base 30 to 755 and encodes 241 amino acids. The record is from RefSeq and is a predicted model, not a curated record.